AUGACCAAGUUCCUUAACUUCGCGCUGUCCCGUGCCGGUGUAUAUAUUCUCAUCCUGACACUAGUUCAACUCGUCGGAGUUACACAUGCUGACCUUGAACGGGUUUGCGACUACCGAAGCCGAGCCCAUCAUGAAGGUUUUUGUGGCGCUAAUUUAGACAACAUGCUACAUUUAGUUUGUUCAGGUUUGAAUGUCAAUGUCCCCUCCAAAUUCAUUGCCAAAAGACAGACAGAUAAUUUUCAGAACAUCAACCUGAGAAGUAUUAUGCUGAACAAAAAAGAUGCCCUGUCCUACCUAGCCAAAAGAGAGAACCCUGGAAAUAUAGUAUGUGAAUGUUGCUACAAUCCAUGUACCAUCUACGAGCUCUCUCAGUACUGUGACUUGCCAAGCCACGUGACAAACAGAUUUCGGAUCAGUCAAGCAACAGCGCUCGCAAAUUAA
This is a messenger RNA of Candidula unifasciata, 441 nucleotides long. Lineage: Eukaryota; Metazoa; Mollusca; Gastropoda; Stylommatophora; Geomitridae. The record is from the annotation of a GenBank genome assembly.